Messenger RNA from Coregonus sp. 'balchen', 6853 nucleotides. The record is from the annotation of a GenBank genome assembly. Lineage: Eukaryota; Metazoa; Chordata; Actinopteri; Salmoniformes; Salmonidae.
AUGGGAUGUCUGUUUUACAGAGUCACUGACUGCUGCUUAACCUUGAUGGGCGAAUCAGGGUCGCGCCGCUCCACGCUCGUCUCCAGGCUGCCCAUCUUCAGGCGGAGCGUGAGUAAGAGGCAGAACUCGUUGCCCUCCUCCCCGUCCUCAGGCGGCGUGGGCAAUGGCAUCCACACCUCGUCCCCCUCCAGCACCAACUCUAGCAACAGCAGCACGGGCAAGCGCCGCAGCCUGUUCCGCACGCCCUCCAUCCGCUUCGGCAGCAAGAGGAACAGCGAACCACCACGCAUCCAGACCCCUCCACUAGACCCAGCCCAGGACGCCAACGGCAGCCAGGCCAACCCUCAUCUGGGCUUCCACGAUGGCGCUGGGCCUCCACGGGCCAAGACGCGCCACUCCUUUGGUUUCGGGGGCCACCGGCAGAAGAAGAUCACCCGCUCGCAGACGGAGGACUUUGAGAAGGUGUCCUCCACGGCCAAUAGGAACCUGUUCAGCAACUGCAUCAGCUCAGGUACCAAUGAGGGAGAUGACUCUGGGUUUCUGGAUGACUACAGCAGCGGCAGCAAACGCUCGUCCAGGCAGAAGAAACAGCUGCUACCCAAGUCAUUCUCUGCACACCAUCGCUUCUCCAAGAACUCUGAGCAGUGCAAGCCCCCGGAGGUGAGCAUAGAGCCCCCGACGUCUGGGGGUACCCCGGGCUCGUGGCCAGGCGAGCUGCUGGGGGAGAGCUCCCUGCAGUCGCCCAUGCUGUCUGAGGACCGCACAACGGCGAUCACCCCCUCCGAGUUUAAUGUCCCCAUCACAGAGGACUCUGUGUCCGUGGUGGAUGCGCCUUCCGCCCCCAGCCCAGACGACCCGCAAGACAACAACUUCAGCCAUGUCGUCUCUACCUCCGAAGUGAUCUUCACGCCUGCCCAAGCUUCCACAGACAAGACCCUACUGCCAGACACCUGCACCACCAACACCACGGAGUGUGAGACUGCAAUUCCUGUCACGGGGCCAGCAACAGCUGCAACAACACCAAUGCCACCGCAACAACAACAAUCACAGGAAGAGAAGGAAGAGGGGGAAGAGGAGAAGGAAGAUGUGUUGGUGGUGGAGGAAGAGGUCAGACCAGAGCAGACAGAGACUAGUGAGAGCGAGGCAGGCCCAGUGCGUAGUAAAGGCUACCAUUCCAAUCCAGAGCAGUCUGAGACGAGGUCCAGGAACUCCGUACUCAUCCAGGAACCAGGGAAGGGAGCGUGCUGCGGUAGACAUGAACCCAGGUCAUGCCACCUGAGGAAACCCCACACAGGUAAGAACUAAAGACGUUUAUGUAUUCACACGUGCAGUACUGAUCUACCUCUAUGUGAUUGUCAUUGAUAAUACAGAGAGGAGGGGCAUGGCUCUAUGUAAAUCCCUGACCAAGUAUUUUUGGCCAAAGUGUUUGCCCACUAUUGCCUGAGUUUGUGUUUCGAUCACCAACAUUUUCUUUUCAAAGUGGUUGAACUUCACACUGAUUUCACAUGUAGAAGGUAGACCAAUAGACCUAGUCUGAAAUGAAUGCUAUGCUUUAUGUGGAUUAUGCAGAAAUCAGGAAGUACCAAAGUCAGAUCGACAUGACUGAUUGGGCAGCACUAUUUUAGUCCCAUGUACAGUGGGAACUAUUUCCUCAUAAAGGUAUUAACCUAUGGACAGCAGUUUCCUUAGACAAUGUAGGCUCUAGUCAUUGAGAUCACAACGUUGUAUCGGGCCCGUUAUGGUGUCUGUGAGCACACAGAAGUAGUUCAUUUUCUUCUUCUACUACUUCUAUGAGUUGGUAAACAAACUGAAAGGGUGCACGCUGCCACCUGGAGGGUGUUGUCUGAACAGGUAUAAAGCCAAGGUUGGCUAUCUACCGCCACCUGGAGGGUGUUGUCUGAACAGGCACAGUGUAGUCACAGUGAUGCUGAAACGUCGGGUGUUUUACCCAAUAAAUUACUGGGAGCUUACAUAAAGAGUGUGCGACUCUCUUUAUUUUUAAUGAACAGGUAUAAAGCCAAGGAAGGUUGGGGAUUUACUGCCACCUGCAGUUAUGGAAUGUUUUCUCACGAGUAUAAUUAGUUGGUUCAUCCCUGCUGAUGACUGUAAGUCGCUUUGGAUAAAAGCGUCUGCUAAAUGGCAUAAAAAAAAUAAAAUAAAAAAUAAAAAGACCUAUAUAGAAUCAUAUGUUCCUUCCUUAACAUACCGGGGGUCACGUUAAUGCAGAAUUCUGCGUUUUUCACGCAGAAUUUUUUUAUAAAAUAGAGAAAUAAAUAUUUUGCAGAUGUAAAAUGCUUCUUAUUGUAAUUUCUGCUCGGCUUCAGUCACAUUUCGCUCACAAUCAUUUAUGUAAAAGGACACAUUUUGUAUCGUCUUGAUAAAUCAGAUUCCUGCAUUCACGAACUGCAUUCGAUCAGCAGGCCGCGCUCUCCGGUGUAGUUUUUCUCUGGUAGCAAGUUAAAAUGCAAGAUUCACUUCAAGUAAAACAUUAGGAAAUGUAGCUGGCUACAUUCUUUCUAUGAUAAACAUGAGAAAUCUGAUGGCCAUGCAUAGUUUUUGCAAAAAGUAUCUUGCUUUUUCACUGUAAGCUAAUUUACUAAUGUGUGGCUACUAGACAAAUAGUUUUGCACUUCAGUUGUCAUCUGAUGAAAACGAAAGUAUUUUCUGCCUAAUGUUUUUUGUGUGAAGAAUAACUAUAUUUGCACGCCCUUGAUCGCUCUUGAAGCAAACAAACACUGUUUACUUUCAAUAUAAAACGCAGGUGAAAUGGUUUAAAACCCAGAUUUUUUGAUGGUCUGCGUUUUGAAAAUGUAGAUUUCUAAAAGCAAAUGCACUCCAGGAACAAACAGGGUUGAAGAGCACUGCUCUAGUCACUGCUGGGACAAUUCCUAGACUUUGGCUAUGUUUUUCUGAAACAGCCCGCUAGACUCCAGAGUUACCCUGACAAACUUGAACAGUGUCUGAAUAGUUUUCCUAAGACAACUGUGUGUUAACGGCGUAAGUUAACCUACUGGUUUUGGUCAGUGUUAGGCUAUCCAUAAUGAUAACACAUCACUUUUGUUGUUCAUUUUUUAUGUAAGCCUAUUUCUUGUCUGUCUGUUGCUUUAGUCUACUUUGCAAUGCUCCCUCUAAGCUGCAUGGGAACUGCCCCGCAGAAGAAAUAUCAGCCCGCGCAGAGGAGCACAAGAAUGAACUUCACUCAACUCUCUAGUUUUCCCUUUUAGUUAACACUAUCGACGUUUCCCUGUAGUGUGCGAAUUGUGAUCGAAUCAAUGCAACAUUAGCCACUUUCAAUGCAACAUACCGAAACAAAACGAACUAUGCAAGAGAUUUUCUUGUAGGCAGAGUUCAUUGGAGUAGGAUUCUAUUGCAUUGACAGGCAGGACUCAGGCCCUACUCUACACAGACCGGUGUGCCAUAACCAAUCAGAGCUGCAGUAUCCCAAUGUGCAAGUAGACCAUUGCCAUAUAUGGAUCUGUGCCACUCACUUUGAACUGGAGUGGUCGUGAGUAGAUGCGCUUGUUCUGAGAUCAAAGCAAGAGCUGCAUGUCGCCACGUGUGUACAUUGGUUCAUAUUCUUUGCUAGUAAGUGAGUUAUUAGCCCAGUUAUAGCUAAUUUCUAGUCAGCAAUGGGGGAGUGGUUGCUUCCUACAAGAGCACAAUACUUGUGCAUUUCUAGCCAUCUUUGAAAAGCAAGUCAGGUAAAGAGCUUUUUUCUGUCUUAAAGGGGCAGUGUUGUAUUUUGAGACAGGCUUGAAUAAGCUAAGUAGCCAAUAGACCCUUUCUGCGUUUGCAAACAUUGCCGUAUGAGGGCGUUGCGGUCAACUUCUUGGCAGAACACGGGGGAGUUCUUAUAGAACGGCAGCAAAAAAAGCCUCUAUUUACAUGUUGCUUAUGAGUGCAUUUCACACAACUUUUGGAUUAUAAUUGGAUUUUAAGGCUUGUAUGAAUGUCCUGCUUAAUAUGUGUGUCAUCAUCACAAAUCAAAUUAUACUUUUUUUUUUAAAACACUUCAACUUCAACCAGUAAAAUGGCUCUUUGGUUAGCUUUUGCUACAUGUAAAGUAGACACAGGGAGUCAGGAAGCAAGUGCAGUUAGUGAGUUUAAUGAGGAAGAACAUUGAAUGAUACAAAUCAAGAAAAGCGUCUAAACAUGGAAACAUAAACAAUAUUACCUGGUGGGUGAUAACAACAGAGUGCUAUAUAAAGGGGAAGUCAUCAGGGAGGUGAUGAAGUCCAGGUGUGCCUAAUGAGGCGCAAGUGUGCGUAAUGAAGAUUGCCAGGUGUAUGUAAGGAUGGGUUGCCAGGACCGGUGGUUAGUAGACCAGUGACGUCGAGCGCCGGAGAUGUGGAGCGGGAGUGGACGUGACACUACAGCCUAUGUCAACAACUGCUGCAUCCAAAAUAGUUAUUUUGCAAAGAUCACAACCAAAUAUAAUCUUAGUGACUGUUCAAGCAAGAGUCAAAACAUAAUUGUAAGCGUAUGAGAACCCAAAACAGUUAUUUUGUUUAGAUGUAAUAAAAACAUACAUUUAGGCUAUGUUGAAUUGGCGCAGAUGGCGAUGGCUUUCUUACUGCCGCCAAGAGUCGCGAGCAUCUGUGCGUGAUGUCAGUGUGUUGUGUACCGGAAAGGGGUCUAUAGGCAGAGGAUAGCAUAAUUUGUCUGAUUCUCUGUAAUAAUGAAAAGUUGUUUCUUGGAUCAAACAACACAACAUUUUCAGUCACCUCCUCAUUGUCUGAAAGACAAGCAGAUAAACCGGUUAAUGUCAAUCCCUACAUGUUUUAUUCAAAGGUCUCAUGGAAUGUAGGCCUACAUUGAACACCACACAUUGGCUGCUACUGUAGGCUGAAUGAUAUAACAGCUAUUUCCAUGUUAAAAUGUUAUGGGAUGCAUUUUCUCCAUUGUUUUUGAUGAUAGGCCACUCUGGUAGGCCUACACUAUGAUCAAAUAGCCACAGUAGGCUACUUGGCCACUGUUAAAACUGUAAGUUAAAGCGGGUACAGCCUCAGUGUUCACAGUAAACGCGCUCCAGAAGUUGCACAGAAUUUUCAAUAUUAAAAGUUGCGCUAAGCAGACCUGAAAUGUGCUCAGUGCCGAAAGAAUUAGAGGGAACAUUGCUACUUUGUAUUGCUGAUAACACGUAAGUAGUUAUACUUACACCUAAAUAAUGUGCUCAGUGAUAAUGUAGAUCUAACCCAAAUUCAGUCAAUUAGUAAAAGUAACCUUAUUUCAUCACUAUAUUGAAAAUAAAUGCCUUCACAUUCGUGUAAAGAUUACUUAAAAUCAUUUGGCUCCUUGAAAUCAGUGAAGCUGUUGUUUCAAAAUACUGGAUCGUUUCCAGGCUUGCGAUAGCCAAUCGAUUAUUUUCUUGUUUUUAAGUUUUUCCCCAACAUGUAGGCUAGUCCUGUGUUUUUUGUGUUUGUCUGUGUCUCAUAGGACAGUCUGUCUACUUGUUUUGCCUAGCUCCCUGUCUCCACGUCAGUCUUGUGCUCUGCCCUCCAGUGUCCAUGUGCAGCAGCAGCGCCAGCCCCUACCACGAAGUGAUGCGCAGGGAGCGCCGGCUCCGCUCCUCCUCGGAAGGGGCCGGGGUGCCGCGGGGGCUCCACCUCAACCUCAGAGAUCCCCACUGCGCCACCGAGGGUAACACCCUGCUCAGAAAGAGGAACAACUCAUCCUCCUCCAAGCUGGGCAGCCUGGUAGGUGUUUACGUCACUACAGUUAUAGUUCAGUACAGUAGGGUUACAAUUAGGGUUGCAAAACUACCGGUAAUUUACCAAAGUAAGCAGAAUCUUUCUAUGGCGAUCAAUGGUAACUUGGGUCAUUUAUACCUCAAUAACAUAAGAUCAUGUUUGACAGCUUUGACAUUAAUUUUUUAUUUUUUAAAGAAUCAUUUUAUUAGAUUAUUUGAUAUAUUUUACAUGUUAUGAGGCCACACAGGGGGCCAGAGAUAAUUAGACACCUGUGAUCAUCUGAAGUAACAAAAAAGCCAGCCUGGUAUGUGCUUCCACUACACUACAGUACAGUAGGGCUACAGGACAGUGGUUGGCGCUAGCAACGUCAGGGUCCUGGCUUCAAUUCCUGCUAGGGCUAGCCAAAUGAAAAUGUAUGCACUGAUGUAAGUCGCUCUGGAUAAUAGCAUAUAAAUAUACAGUACCAGUCAAAAGUUUGGACACACCUACUUAUUCAAGGGUUUUUCUUUAUUUUUACAAUUUUUUACAUUGUAGAAUAAUAGUGAAGACAUCAAAACUAUGAAAUAAGAGUGUGCAAAGCUGUCAUCAAAGCAAAGGGUGGCCACUUUGAAGAAUCUCAAAUGUAAAAUAUAUUUUGAUUUGUUUAACACUUUUUGGGUUACUACAUGAUUCCAUAUGUGUUAUUUCAUAGUUUUCUACAAUGUAGAAAAUAGUAAAAAUUAAGAAAACCCUUGAAUGAGUAGGUGUGUCCAAACUUUUGACUGGUACUGUAUAUACAUACGCAGUAUAUUACACUAUAUUACAGUACAUGAAAGGACAGCACAGCAGGGGAGCUUGGUAGGUGUUUACAGUACAGCAUACGACAGGACAGCAGGACAGGACAGCAGAACAGGACAGCAGGACAGGACAGCAGGACAGGACAGCAGGAUAGGACAGCAGGACAGGACAGUUGGACAGGACAGCAGGACAGGACAGCAGGACAGGACAGCAGGACAGGACAGUUGGACAGGACAGCAGGACAGGACAGCAGGAUAGGACAGCAGAACAGGACAGCAGGACAGCCUGACAGGACAGCAGGACAUCAAGAAAGGACAGCAGGACAGGACAGCAGGGGAGAUGGGCGCGGUGCUAGCGGCUACCCAUUGGUGUUGCAGACUAAAUAG